AAAGAAAGUGUAAAUGCGUUUGUGACUGAAAAAGGAGGGGAUAGAUUGAACCUUUGGUGAAAGAGCAGAGUGACCCAAAUGGGCAAAAGUCUUAAUUUUGAGAAGCCAUUUUGGUGUUAGGGCACUUAAAUGAAAAUAGGCACAAUUAUUAUUUAUAGCAGCAGCAGGAGAUUUUGCAGCAGCCAGCCCCCUUCUGUCUAGUCUUUUCUUCUUUUCUCCAUUAAACUAUCAAAAGGAACAAAUGAGAGGAAUUUUUCAGCAGUAUUUGUGUUGUGCGCCUAAAUCAAACCACCUCACCCCCACCCACCCACCCACCCUAACGCAUCUCCUUCUCCCCCUCUGCUUCCAUGGCUGUAACAACCAUGAGAGAAAGUGAGGUAAAAAACAAGAAUUGCUUAUUAUAUAUUCCUGUCGCUCUCAUUUUUCUGACCUUCAAACCUCCUUACUGUCACUGACAUACCGUAUCACCCCACCCUAUCUCUCUCUCUAUCCCUCUCCUCCUUUCUCUCUCUACCCCACCCUCCCACCACCUUAUUAUACCCACUACCCCAUUAUCACUGUCACGGUUUAUUCCUCUCUGUGUUUGGAUGAACGGAAAUGCUCUAAUCUUCUUCAACGGAGCUCUGUAUGUGUGUGAACAUGCAUCUCUGUCAUGAAAGGAACCUCCUUUUUCUCAGCAUUUUCGUGGCUUCGGUGGGUAUUUCUCUGUGUUUUGAAGGGAGGAACCCGGAAGUUGAAGCUUUAGUAGCCUUAAGGAAUAACUUGAAUGAUCCCAAUGGAGUUUUGAAAAAUUGGGAUGUCGAUUCUGUGGAUCCUUGCAGUUGGGCUAUGAUAACUUGUUCUCCUGAUAAUCUAGUCACUGCAUUGAUAGCACCAGGUCAAGGUUUAUCAGGGACAUUGUCUGGGUUUAGAGCAAACCUCACAAAUCUCAAACAAAUGUUGUUACAAAACAACAAUAUAUCAGGCCAUAUUCCAAAAGAGAUAGGCAAACUUCCCAAUCUUCAGACUUUGGAUCUAUCCAAUAAUGAGUUCUCGGGUCAUGUGCCAGAAACACUGGGCUUCUUAAACAAUCUGCAGUAUUUGAGAUUGAACAACAAUAGCUUGUCCGGGGCGAUACCUCUGUCUUUAUCCAGGGUCCCCAAACUUGCUUUCUUGGAUUUGUCUUACAAUAAUUUCAGUGUACCAGUGCCAACAUUUACAGCUAGAACAUUCAAUAUUGUGGGCAAUCCCUUGGUUUGUGGAAGCCUCUCUUCCGGGACAUGUAAUGGGUCGUUAAAUACAAUUCCUCUUUCAAUCAUUUUAAAUACAUCUGGGGGAAGAAAUGUCUCAAAAAGACUUGCCAUUGCACUUUCAGUCAGCUGUAGCUGUGUCUCUCUUUUUCUUUUGGGAAUGUCAUUUAUCUUUUGGAAAAGAAGCAACCGGAGAAGGCUGUCCAUUCUUAAUGUUAGUGAUCUGCCAGAUGAGGAGCUAGUAAAACUGGGGAACUUAAGAAGCUUCGGUUUCAAAGAGCUGCAACUUGCAACUGAUAGUUUCAGCUCCAAGAACAUUCUAGGCGCCGGUGGGUUCGGUAAUGUUUACCGGGGGAAAUUUGGCGACGGGUCACUGGUGGCGGUUAAGAGACUUAAGGACAUUAAUGGGACGGCUGGGGAGUCACAGUUCCAAACAGAGCUUGAACUUAUAAGCUUGGCGGUUCACAGGAACUUGCUCCGCUUGAUCGGUUAUUGCGCCACACCAACGGAACGGCUUCUCGUCUACCCAUACAUGUCUAAUGGUAGUGUGGCUGCAAGACUUAGAGGAAAACCGCCUCUAGAUUGGUAUACAAGGAAGAGAAUUGCAAUAGGAGCAGCCAGAGGUCUUCUUUAUCUUCACGAACAAUGUGAUCCAAAGAUAAUUCACAGAGAUGUAAAGGCAGCGAAUGUGCUAUUGGAUGAGUACUAUGAAGCCAUUGUUGGGGACUUUGGGCUUGCAAAGCUCCUUGAUCACGCCGAGUCUCACGUCACCACAGCUGUUCGUGGGACUGUUGGCCAUAUCGCCCCUGAAUACCUUUCCACCGGUCAAUCGUCUGAGAAAACUGACGUAUUUGGUUUUGGGAUUUUGUUGGUUGAGCUUAUAACAGGAAUGCGAGCUCUUGAGCUGGGAAAGUCUGUUAACCAGAAGGGUGCUGCACUUGAAUGGGUAAAUGAAAUGCAAAGGGAGAAGAACUUUGAUGCCCUGGUCGACAGAGAACUGGGGAGCAACUAUGACAAGAUUGAGGUUGGGGAGAUGCUACAAGUCGCCAUUCUGUGCACUCAAUAUCUGCCUGCGCACCGCCCGAAGAUGUCUGAGGUGGUUAGGAUGUUGGAAGGAGAUGGUCUGGCUGAAAAAUGGGCAGCUUCACAUAACUAUGACCGUCACACCCCCCUCCACUUAUCUAAGGUCCCUGGGUAUGAUGACAAUGAUUAUGACCAUAUACCCAUCUUCGGGACGAUGAUGGAUGAUGAUGGCUAUGAUGCACAUGCCAUGGAGCUUUCAGGUCCUAGAUAAAUUAAAUCACUGAAGUAGAUAAAGUUAAUUCUUGAUAUAAUCUUUACUUGGUAAAUUCUUAACCGAUUAAAUGCUAUCAAUCCUUAGUUUUAGCUGAAACGCAGUAGUGAAAAAGGCAGAAAAACCAACUUUCUGUUCUCUUUGCUUUACUUUUCCCCCCACUACUCUCCCAUUCUCUUUUGGGAAAUGGCAACUUGCCUUCUUUGUGGUUGGAACUGAUUCCGAAUUUCCAAUAAUUGUGUGGAAAUAAUUAGGAUUUCAACCUGUAGAUAACUUUCCUUUUUUGUUUAUUAGGAAAUAUGCUUUUUAUUGUGUGGCUAUAUGAUGCCUCGUUCACGUUGUAUUAGUUUGGGAUCUGAUUGGUACUUUUAUGCAUCACAAGACUAAUGCUCUGUUUGGUAAAUGGUAACCAACAUUGUGCUUAUUGUGAGUUUGUAUCCUUCAACUUA
Molecule: messenger RNA, 2972 nt
Organism: Cuscuta europaea
Lineage: Eukaryota; Viridiplantae; Streptophyta; Magnoliopsida; Solanales; Convolvulaceae
Source: the annotation of a GenBank genome assembly